Messenger RNA from Solanum tuberosum (potato), 1171 nucleotides. RefSeq names its product transcription factor WER-like. The coding region runs from base 125 to 994 and encodes 289 amino acids. NCBI's taxonomy places the organism in Eukaryota, Viridiplantae, Streptophyta, Magnoliopsida, Solanales, Solanaceae. The record is from RefSeq and is a predicted model, not a curated record. The transcript is spliced from 3 exons.
UUGCUUCUUUUUAAGUAACAAAGACUACUAUAUAGUUAUUGUAAGUGUCUUCUUAAGACAUUCUAGUAUAUCGUGUAAAAAAAAACAACAUUUUAAGCUAGUGUUUAAUUAUAAUUUGUAAAUCAUGGGAAGAGCUCCUUGUUGUGACAAAACCAAAGUUAAAAGAGGACCAUGGUCUCCUGAGGAAGACAAUAUUCUCAAGAAUUAUCUUGAGAAAAAUGGCACUGGUGGCAAUUGGAUUUCUUUGCCUCAAAAAGCAGGUUUAAAGAGAUGUGGAAAGAGUUGCAGACUAAGAUGGCUUAAUUAUCUUAGGCCAGACAUCAAACAUGGAGGGUUCACUGAGGAAGAAGAUAACAUUAUUUUAACUCUUUAUAGACAAAUUGGAAGCAGGUGGUCGGUGAUAGCUGCAAAUUUACCAAGAAGGACAGAUAAUGAUGUGAAGAAUCAUUGGAAUACCAAGUUGAAGAAAAAACAUUUGGCAGCACAAAAUAAUAAUUUUCUAGACAUAGGCUACAAUUUCACCAACAAUAUUAAUUCUAGUGAUUUGAAUCACAAUUAUUCAAGAAAUUAUUAUGGGAAAUUGGAUUAUUCUAACACAUUCACAAGUCAUAUGGACCCAAAUGUAACCAAUUAUUCAAGUAAAAAUUGUGAUCAAUUCCCUCUUCCAACCUUGAUGGAAAUUCAAGAAAAUGAUGCAACAAUUCAAUCAGUUCAAGAAGAUAGUUCCUUGGACUCGUGUCAGAUUCUCCAGAAAUAUGUUACUUUUGAAGAAACCAACAUGUGCGCGUCGACGUUUUUGAAAAGUACGAGCAACACAAGUUGUAAUUAUAUGGAUUUGAGCUCCGGAAUUUCAUCAUCAUCAUCUUACUAUGAUGACAUUCUUGAAAAUGGUUUUGAUUUUCAAGAAAAUGAUAUAGGAGGAGUUGAUCCAAAUUCUUCAUAUUACAAUAAUAUUCUUGAAAUUGAUCAACUUUUCAAAGGAUUUGAAAAUUAGCUAAGGGGCUAGAUUUAAUAUAUGAAAAUAAUAUGAGGGACAAGUAGGUUUAUUUUAUUAAGACUUGCACUUACUUUUUCUAUUUUAGGUUCCUAGCUACUUAUUUAGGUUUUAAGAUAAUGUUGUAUGUAUAUAUGACUCUUUAAUAGUCAAGAAUAUUGAAAUUAUCUUAUUCCA